AUGCGGCCCGAUGACAUUAACCCGAGGACUGGGCUGGUGGUGGCCCUGGUCAGUGUCUUCCUGGUCUUUGGCUUCAUGUUCACGGUUUCUGGGAUGAAAGGGGAGACAUUGGGCAACAUCCCUCUCCUGGCCAUCGGGCCGGCCAUCUGCCUACCGGGCAUCGCGGCCAUUGCCCUGGCCAGGAAAACCGAGGGGUGCACCAAGUGGCCUGAGAAUGAGCUGCUCUGGGUCCGAAAACUGCCCUGCUUCCGGAAACCCAAGGACAAGGAGGUGGUGGAACUGCUGAGGACCCCUUCAGACCUGGAGUCAGGAAAAGGGAGCUCGGAUGAACUGGCUAAGAUGGCGGGCCUCAGGGGGAAGCCUCCCCCUCAGGGGCAGGUCGAAGUGACCGCCAGCUCCAUCACCAUCCCCACACCCAAAGAGGAAGGAGAAUGUCAGAGCCUGGUCCAGAGCGCCCAUCAGGAGACGUCCAGAUACCUGGACGGCUAUUGCCCUUCCGCCAGUUCCCUCGCCUACAGUGCCUUGGAGGCCAAGUGCUCAGCCUGGGACAGGUCCGACUGCCCUGAGCCUGAGGACAGUAUUUUCUUUGUGCCGCAGGACAGUAUCAUCGUUUGCUCCUACAAGCAAAAGAGCCCCUAUGACAGAUACUGUUGUUAUAUCAAUCAGAGCCAAGGCAGGUGGGACCAUGAGACAAUAGUCUAA
Chrysochloris asiatica (Cape golden mole) is the source of this 702-nucleotide messenger RNA. It is a transcript of the gene TMEM215, whose product is annotated as transmembrane protein 215. NCBI's taxonomy places the organism in Eukaryota, Metazoa, Chordata, Mammalia, Afrosoricida, Chrysochloridae. Bases 1 to 702 code for a protein of 233 amino acids. The transcript has a single exon. The record is from RefSeq and is a predicted model, not a curated record.